Molecule: messenger RNA, 315 nt
Organism: Aureococcus anophagefferens
Lineage: Eukaryota; Pelagophyceae; Pelagomonadales; Pelagomonadaceae
Exons: 2
Coding region: 1-315 (104 amino acids)
Biological process (GO): mRNA splicing, via spliceosome; maturation of SSU-rRNA
Cellular component (GO): nucleolus; sno(s)RNA-containing ribonucleoprotein complex; U4/U6 x U5 tri-snRNP complex
Molecular function (GO): RNA binding
Source: RefSeq, a predicted model, not a curated record
AUGGCCGCGCACGAGACCGCCGCCGCGGCGUCGAAGUACCAGCCGUCCGAUUUCUUGAAGGCCGUGCUCGGCCGCCCCGUCAUUGUGAAGCUGAACUCCGGCGUGAGCUACCGCGGCAUCCUCGCCUGCCUCGACGGCUACAUGAACAUCGCCAUGGAGCAGACGGAGGAAUACGCGCGACGCGGCGCACGCGAGACCGCGCGCGCGCGCGCCGCGCGCCGCGUCGACGGCCAGCUCAAGGCCAAGUACGGCGACUGCUUCAUCCGGGGCAACAACGUGCACUACAUCUCGACGAUCAGGCGUCCGAAGGGCUAG